AUGUCUCAAGACCUAACGCAAGCGCUGUCUCAAUCCGGCCUUCUCACGCCCGAUCUGCAGCCUCUCCUUCCUCCUGACCUGGUUCCUUCCACGGCAUUGACAGUCCAGUUCGGAGAAAAGACAGUCUCAUAUGGGAACUUCUUCCGGGCGAGCGAAUGCAAGGCAGCCCCGUCCAUUUCCUUCUCUAAAGAGGCCGACGAUCCAGACGCAUCCAGACGCUACACGCUCCUUCUCAUCGACCCGGAUGCACCGACCCCCGAUGACCCCAAGUUUGCCUACUGGCGGCAUUGGGUGGUGUCGGGAUUGCGGCCAGCAGAUGCCGGUGACGUCACGGCCACAUCUACGGUGUUGACUGAAUACCUUGGCCCGGGGCCUAAGGACGAGUCCAAGCCUCAUCGGUACUUGUACCUGUUGUUUCGGGAGCCCGAGCAGUUCGCUCUUUCGAAAGAGGAUGUCGGAGGAGAGGAGUUCACGCAACGCCGCUCCUUCAAAGCAGCCGAGUGGGUAAAGACGCAUAGUCUGAAGCUGGUGGGAGUCAAUUGGAUGCGCGGGGUGGGCGAUGGGUGGAAGGAGUGA
Molecule: messenger RNA, 576 nt
Organism: Aspergillus terreus NIH2624
Lineage: Eukaryota; Fungi; Ascomycota; Eurotiomycetes; Eurotiales; Aspergillaceae
Product: YbhB/YbcL family Raf kinase inhibitor-like protein
Exons: 3
Coding region: 1-576 (191 amino acids)
Biological process (GO): regulation of proteolysis; regulation of Ras protein signal transduction
Molecular function (GO): peptidase inhibitor activity; phospholipid binding
Source: RefSeq, a predicted model, not a curated record